This is a messenger RNA of Peronospora matthiolae, 1725 nucleotides long. The record is from the annotation of a GenBank genome assembly. NCBI's taxonomy places the organism in Eukaryota, Oomycota, Peronosporomycetes, Peronosporales, Peronosporaceae.
AUGGGAACAGGCCGAGCUCGAAAAAGCAGCAUGUCUUUGCCCGACUCUGGGCGUGAUGCCUGGACCGGGCAAGAUGACACCAUCCUUAAGAAACUGUUCGAACUCUACGGUGCCAACUGGACUCUCAUCGCGCAGGUCUUCAAUUCGACUACUGCGGUCUCUCGAUUCGUCUGUAAAAAGCGCUCACCUCGGCAGUGUUAUGACCGCUACGGCAAGAUAAUUUCUUGUGGUCUCGCUGCAGUUUCAAGCGGGGCUUCUGCUAGUGCAAUGGUAGCUAUAACGACCGAAAGCAAGCCCGGCGUUUCUGUCAAAGUCCAGCGUGCUACAAGUGUUGCGGCCGCAGUACUGGACACGCGCAUCGGAUUGACGCGUAACGAAUUGCUUGUGAAGUUCCCACAACGUUAUUCUCUACCUGGCAUACCGCCACCUUCUAUCGCGAGCGCACCGAGCCGGAAAGGAUUGACGCUCGCCUAUAGACAAAGACAAGUGGUGGCUGAUGCUGAUGCUGGCACAAAGGCAAUAUAUACGAAUGCUGGAGCCCUGGAGGACUUAGGGUCAAUAAGAGCCUCAUUUGACGCGAUCAUUCAGUGUGUGAAGCGCAAGACGUCGCCACCACCGAUUCCGAUUCCUGUCGAAGCUAGUUCUGCGACGCCCGGGCCGACCGCGGCGCCACCUGCUGCAAGCUCAACGGACUUGGGUACAAAAGCUUCACUCACAGCUGCAUCCUUUCCGUCUUCGCACACCUUGACUACUACUGCAGCCCCAUCUACUCCAACGAAAGCCAGCGCAAAAGUGUUUAGAAAAGCUUCCGUCUCACCAGUCACGGCCACAAAGUCGAAUCGUGUGGUGGUGCCGCCGCCGCACAAGUCACACACAGACAUGAUUGCGCUUCUUCCAGGAUCUCUGCUAGGUCCAGACGAAGUAAUUAAACGCAGCAAAGAGGCGGCCGUUGUGGCUGUACAAGCGGCAGCGGUCGUGGCUUCCACUGGGCGUGACGGGUCGCCACUUUCAGCGAGUGGCGACGUGAUGCUGGGUGCUGGCUCGGGUUUCGGAGUCUCUGUGAGUACUUCAAUGCCACGCCGCUUGCAUGCUGCAAGUCUCACAAGCGAAGCAAAUGCUGUUGGUGUAAUGUCCACUUCGACAAUGCCAUCUACGGGCGCGGCGAGCGUAGGAGCAGCUGUUACCACAGCUCCAGCAGGUACCCAAGCACAAACCAUAACAGCAGCGACAACAGCAGCGUGGGGUGGGGUGGUGCAUGGUGUGGGUGCGAAUGAAGCCAAUGCGGGUCUGGCCGUGGAUAUCGCGACUGCCUCACGUGAAGCGCAGCGUAAUGCACCAAUGCCCGUGACCACGUCGACGUUGUUGCAUGUCCUAGACCGCAUGCCCGAGGUAAAGAACAAGAUUCAAUUAAUCCUGAACCGCACAGACUGUUCCGAGUCGCAGAAGGUGGCGAUGAUCGCUCGAUUGUUGAGCAACACGAACGCCAUCAACAACACGAACGCGCUCGGAGCAUCCGGCCCAAUGCCUCUGCCUGACGUGUCGUCUGCGAGCAGCUCUGCGGUGUUGUCGGCGCUAACUGCUGACCUGAGCUCGUCCAAUAGAUCCAUCGGUACGAAGACGCCAAUCCCGAUGCCAGCGUCACUGGACCAAAUGUCGCCGACGUUGAACACGUCGUCCACGCGAGCUCCGCCGGGACAGAUCCAGCAGCCACCACCAGCGAAGUAA